This is a messenger RNA of Abrus precatorius (Indian licorice), 2870 nucleotides long. Its product is annotated as pentatricopeptide repeat-containing protein At3g49740. The record is from RefSeq and is a predicted model, not a curated record. The coding region runs from base 1 to 2160 and encodes 719 amino acids. Gene Ontology annotation, biological process: RNA modification. The transcript has 5 exons. Gene Ontology annotation, molecular function: protein binding; RNA binding. Lineage: Eukaryota; Viridiplantae; Streptophyta; Magnoliopsida; Fabales; Fabaceae.
AUGGAGAACACUUCCACCCUCAUUAACCUCAACCACAAGCUCGCACAACUCACUCGCUCCAACCAACACACACAAUCCCUCAAACUCUUCACCCAAAUCCACUCCUCCCUCACUCUCAGACCCGACCACUACACCCUCUCCACCGCCAUAACCGCCACUGCCAACUCUCGCCACGUCAGCUUCGGGACCCAGCUUCACGCCCACGCCAUCCGAACUGGGCUCAAGGCCCAUUCUCACGUCGCCAACUCCCUCCUCUCUCUCUACGCCAAGGCUCAUCAUCUCGCUUCCGUCCAACGCGCUUUCGCUGAAAUCCCGAACCCUGACUCAUACUCGUGGACCACGCUCCUCUCCGCUGCAGCCAAACUAGCACACGUUAACCACGCCCUUCAACUUUUCCAUCAAACGCCCAAAUGCCACGUCGCAGUUUGGAACGCCGUUAUUAGCGGCUGCACCAUUAACGGCCAUGACCAACUUGCUUUCAACUUGUUCAGGGACAUGCAGAGAAUGGGUGUUAAGGCUGAUAAGUACACUUUUGCCACCAUGUUGAGUUUGUGCUCUUUGGAGCUUUUGGAUUAUGGAAGGCAUGUGCAUUCAACGGUUAUCAGAAGUGGUUUUUUGGGUUGGACUUCUGUGGUUAAUUCGUUGAUCACUAUGUAUUUUAACUGUGGGUGUGUUUUGGAUGCUUGUGAAGUGUUUAGGGAAGCAGAAGAAGGUGCCAUGCAUGAUCAUGUUACGUUUAAUGCAAUGAUUGAUGGAUUUGCAAGUGUGGAAAGGGGUGAAGAUGCGUUUUUGAUGUUCAGAGACAUGCAAAAGGGUUGUUUUGGGCCAACGGAAGUUACCUUUGUGUGUGUCAUGAGUUCUUGCUCAUGUUUAGGGGCUGGUUGUCAAGCACAGGCGCAAGCUAUCAAGAUGGGUUUUGUUGGUUGUGUUGCUGUGAAUAAUGCAAUGAUGACUAUGUAUUCUGGAUUUGGGGAGGUUGAUGAAGUUCUAGAUAUUUUUGAGGGAAUGGAAGAGAGGGAUGUUGUGUCGUGGAACAUUAUGGUUUCGAUGUUGAUGCAGGAGAAUCUUGUGGAAGAAGCAAUGUUGAGUUAUUUGAAAAUGAGGAGGGAAGGAAUUGAACCAGAUGAGUUUACUUAUGGAAGUUUGCUAGUUGCUUCAGAUUCUUUGCAAGUUGUGGAGAAGAUCCACUCCCUUCUAUGCAAAAGUGGGCUUGUGAAAAUUGAAGCUUUGAAUGCGUUAAUUUCUGCAUACUGCAGACAUGGGAAGAUUACAUGUGCAUUUCAAAUCUUCUCUGAUAUUCCUUGUAAAAAUUUGAUAUCUUGGAACAGUAUCAUAUCUGGUUUUUUGAUGAAUGGAUACCCUCUGAAAGGGUUAGAGCAAUUCUCUAGGUUAUUUAGUGCACAUAUUAAGCCAAAUGCCUAUUCCCUCAGUCUUGUUUUGAGCAUUUGUUCCAGCACUUCAGCCAUGAGUCAUGGGAAACAGGUUCAUGGCUACAUACUACGGCGUGGGUUUUCUUCAAAAGUUUCUUUGGGUAAUGCCCUGGUCACAAUGUAUGCCAAAUGUGGAUCUUUAGACAGGGCUUUGAGAGUAUUUAAAGCAAUGGAUGAAAGAGAUACAAUCUCUUGGAAUGCUAUAAUAUCUGCUUAUGCACAACAUGGACAAGGCAAAGAAGCCGUGCACUGUUUGGAGGCAAUGCAAAUCUCACCUGGAAUCAAACCAGACCGGGCUACCUUCACUGCAGUUCUUUCAGCUUGCAGUCAUGCAGGUUUGGUUGAUGAUGGGGCCCAUAUUUUUGAUACAAUGGUGAAAGUUUAUGGAAUUGUGCCGAGUGUGGAUCAUUUUUGUUGCAUAGUUGAUCUGCUGGGUCGCAGUGGAUACCUUGAUGAGGCAGAGAGAUUAAUUAAAGGUGGAUGCUUUGGAACACAUUCUGAUAUCUGCUGGUCAUUGUUCAGUGCUUGUGCAGCUCAUGGUAAUUUAAGGCUAGGAAGAACUGUUGCUAGACUUCUCCUGGAAAGAGACCAUAACAACCCAUCAGUUUAUGUUCUUUUAUCAAAUAUCUGUGCAGCAGCAGGUCAAUGGGAAGAAGCUGCUAAUCUGAGAGAUAUGAUGAGAGAAUUUGGGACAACAAAGCAGCCAGGAUGCAGUUGGAUCAGAACCUAAGAGUCUAUGACUCGCAAACUAUAGGUGCUUGUAAAUUUAUAAACGUGAGCUUAACAUGAUGGAGAUCCUAUACAGAGUUCAAUUUUGAAUAGACUCGACUAUAGAGUAUGAUGUGAUAUGUAAGAUGUUCAAAGUGGCAUCCUAUGCUUGCAGAAAAUUGGUUUGUAGUGUCUGGUUUUCAGUGGAGCCUAAAGUGGCCAAAGUUUUGAUCUUUUCUACUGAGGGAAGUCAUUGGAGGGGCUGAAAGCAAGAUGCAUUUGUAUUGGUGGUGUUCAAAAAUUGGGGUGGCAGUGUGGGCAAGCAGUGGACCUCCUAAGGGAUUGUGGGCUUCACCAAAGAAUAUGUAAAAGAUGCUCUAUUUGUUGUGCUUCCUUUACAAGAUUGGAGUUAAGAGGAGGUUUCUGCAUGAAGGGUGUGAUUGUCAAGCUUACUCAUGCUUAAACUGCACCAUUACUUCAGUUGAGUCUUGUUGCUAGAAAAAGAGCCUUGAUCCUGAGAAUGCUACCGUUCAACCUGCAAGACAUGAUACUGCGUCACCUUGCUAUUCUGAUUCAGAAGAUGCUCAUAAAUUAGGGAAUUCAGAAGUGGAAAAAAGUGGCAAACAUGUGGUGGUAGAAGUUGAGCUCGAGAGCAUAAUAGUAUUCAGUUUUUAAACACUCUUUGUUAAAUAAUUAUAAAAUAUUUUAAUUAUUAAUAAUAAAUAUUAUGUU